GAAGAAGAAUUUGUGGGAGAAAGAAUGGUGAGUGAAGAAGUAGAAAAGAAACUCUAUGAAGCUGCAUCAAAUGGAAAUGUAACAACACUUGUACAUCUACUUGAAGAAGAUCCAUAUCUUGUUCGUGGAGUCUCAUUUCCAUGUUCAAGAAAUCUUCUACACGUAGCGACAAUGCAUGGACAGACAUUCAUUGUUGAACAAGUGUUGAAGCUUAAUCCGCAGCUAGCGUGUAUUUCAGACUCCCAAGAAUCAUCGCCUCUCCACAUUGCAGCAGCAAGAGGGCAUGUCGAGAUUGCCUCGAAAUUGGUGUCAGUAGCCCCGGAGAUGUGCUGGUGGCGCGACAAGCAAGGCAUGAAUCCGAUUCAUGUUGCAGCCAUGAAUGGGCAUGUUGAAAUUCUAGAACAUCUCCUUAUAGAGAGUUGUUUUCCCGCGAUGGAGAGACUGCAUCGUGGGCAGACUGUGCUACAUUUGUGUGUGAAACAUGCUCAACUUAGGGCGUUAAAGGUUUUGGUGGAGAAGUUGGGAGAUCUUGCGUGUACAAAGGAUGAUGAUGGCGAUACCUUAUUGCAUUUGGCUGUUAGGUGCAAUCAACUCGAGAUUGUAGAAUACUUGGUGGGAAUCGAAGUCCUAAAGCAGGAAACAAGAAACGGGAUGGGCAAAACUGCGGUCCAAAUCUUGAACGAGAGUCCUCCAACCACCCCCAACUACGUAAAGAUGAAAAGGCUCUUAAAAUAUCAAUCAGAUCUCUUCAUUUUCCAAGUGAUCCCGGAGAUGAGCAACACCCUGAUGGUGGUGAUAGUCCUGAUUGCCACAAUGGCCUUCCAGUCGGCCAUCACCCCCGUGGGGGGAGUAUGGGCUGAAGACGACGCCAAGAACUCUCGCAGAGCCGGGCAGGCUGUGAUGGCAUCCACCAAUCCCAGUGCAUACAUGAGCAUUAAGUUCGCCAACACGACGGCCUUCCUGUGUUCCUUCCUGGCGAUGUACCUCUUCACAUUCAGGGUCCAGCUGGAAAAUUACACAUCAGCCUUUAUUUUGGUGUCCAGCAUGGCCAUGGGAGCGGCACUGACAGCUGUCAUGAUCACCUUCUUAAAGUCGAUGGAUGUGGUCACUCCAGAUGAGGUCAGCCCUGCCUGGGGAAACAAGAUUAUGCGGGGGCUUCUCAUUAUUGUAGUGAUAUGGGCGUGUUAUGAGUAUGUUAAGCGGUUGUAUCGGUCGUGGGUCAAUAAGAAGAACCGGCAGAUAGAUAUUAGUGUAGAAGCUCUCCACCACCGUCUUUUCUAUUGGAUUUUUGGCAAGUUGGAGACGAGGGGGUAUUUGAUAGACGGUCAAUUCAAAAUACUUUAAAUUUCUUAUCUACAUGUUUGUAGUAAGAAUGUGUCACGAUAUUAUCAUCCUACUAAAUCAAACGAGUCUCGUUUUCCUA
This is a messenger RNA of Salvia hispanica, 1423 nucleotides long. RefSeq lists its product as uncharacterized. The record is from RefSeq and is a predicted model, not a curated record. NCBI's taxonomy places the organism in Eukaryota, Viridiplantae, Streptophyta, Magnoliopsida, Lamiales, Lamiaceae. Gene Ontology annotation, molecular function: protein binding. Gene Ontology annotation, cellular component: plasma membrane.